AAGAGAGGGCGUAAAUGAUAACGUGAAAGAUCUUUCUUCCGCAGAAGAAGAAACAUGCUUCCGGUCUGGCCUGUCUUCCCCGUGCGGCGUUUCGUAGUUUGUGAAACUACUUUUUAAUUAUUUGGGCCUUUAGUUUUGAAAUACUUUGAAUAUUUUCCUGCCGGUCGUCCAGCUUCUCGUCGCAGAAGUUGAGCAUUGCUGCACUGUGUGCGUCUUCCACAUGAGAGGCGAUGAGGCGACCCGGUGGAGGGAGGUGGGCUGCCAGUGGGAGCCCCAAGUGGGCUGGACCAGCGAGGUCGCCUGUCAGAGAGACGUGGACAGUCGUGAUGUUGCUGUCCAGGUGGACCUGCUCACUCACACACUCGGCUGGCGACACAAAGGCACGGCCGCCAUGCCGGUUCAGUGUUCGGCGCGCCAAUCCGCCGGACAAAAUGGCGGCGCAGUGUUGAGCAGGGUCAAAGCUGUUCGAAAUGCCGUCAAAACACAGACGCCAUGCCUCCCCGUUUCCUCCUCUACCCCCCCGCAGCUGUCUGGCGCCCGGCCGCAGAGGAUACGACGCCCUCCCAAGUGGCGAGAAGACCUGCUGACGCCACCCGAGCCCCUGUCUAGUGACUGUUCUGACGUGGCGGCGGCUGACGAAGCCACGCGGACGCCACUUGAGGCAGGUGCGUUGGCGGUGGUGAAGCUGGAGGACGAGAGCAGCGUGUGCGACGUGUGCGGUCAAGUGAUGAAGAACAAGUCCAGUUUGAUCCGCCAUUCUUUCAUCCACACGGGCGAGAAGCCGUUUGCGUGCCACCUGUGCGAGCUGCGCUUCAAUCGCCGCGACAACCUGCGCCAUCACCUCAGCCACGUACACCCGGGUGGUGUUGCCAGGCGGGAGAGGCGGCGGCCUAAGCAGACGUGGCUGUGCGACGCGUGUGGGAAGACCUUUCGCUGCAGGUCGGCGCUCAAGACGCACGAGGUCAUCCACCUGGGCGUCAAACCUCACCACUGCGACCUUUGCCCCAAGGCCUACAUGCGCACCAUUGACCUGGAGCACCACAAGAAGACGGUGCAUGAGGACGGCGGCGAGAGGACGCGGAGCGCCGGCUCGCUGCUCUGCGACUUCUGCGGCAAGGAGUUCAAGUUCCGGUCACAGCUGGCCGCUCACCUGCUGACACACACGGACGAGCGGCCGCACCUGUGCGAGGUGUGCGGACGUAAGUUCUGCCGCCAGUUCCAGCUGGAGCGCCACAAACGGCUGCACCCCGACGGCUGCGCUGAGCACGGAACGCUGCCUUGCCAAGUCUGCGGCCGGCGGUUUAACACGGAGGCGAUGCUUGCCGCGCACUCGCGUGUGCACACGGAUGACAAACCCUUCCGCUGCGGCGUGUGUCUGCGCAGGUUUAUGAGCGGCGCCUGCCUAAAGAGGCAUAACACACGAGUGCACCUCAAAAUGGGGCUGAAGGCGCCGACAUUCUCUGGCACCUCACGUGCGCCCAAAGUCUUCCCGUGCUCCAUGUGCGGCAAAGUGUUCAAGUUCCCGUCCCUGCUGGCCAACCACGCCGCCGUACACAGCGAGGAGCGACCGCACUCAUGCGACAUGUGCACCCGCCGCUUCCGGCGCCUCAGCCACCUCAAGAGACACCGGCGAGUUGUCCACCUGGACGGCGCUCGCCCGCCACAGACUUUCAUCUGCCAUAUUUGCGGCAAGGACAAGAAGUGCCGCUCGCAGCUGGCCCGGCACAUCAUCAUACACACGGGCGAGCGACCCUUCGGCUGUGAACUUUGCGGCGCGCGCUUCAAUCGCCAUGGCAACCUGCAGCAGCACAGGAAGCGAAUGCACGGCGUGGGGAUGCCGUGCGCAGACGAAGAGACGCCUGUGCUGUUCGAUGACCUCGACGGGGACGUUAGCUACAAACAGGAAGAGAUUGUGACUAGUGAAGUGGCCACGCCCCCUGAAUGAAACUUACCUCCCGUUUAAUGCAAAGUUGUCAAUAAAACUUAAAUACCA
Messenger RNA from Entelurus aequoreus (snake pipefish), 1993 nucleotides. Its product is annotated as zinc finger protein 888-like. Gene Ontology annotation, biological process: regulation of transcription by RNA polymerase II. The coding region runs from base 221 to 1945 and encodes 574 amino acids. Lineage: Eukaryota; Metazoa; Chordata; Actinopteri; Syngnathiformes; Syngnathidae. The transcript is spliced from 4 exons. The record is from RefSeq and is a predicted model, not a curated record. Gene Ontology annotation, molecular function: RNA polymerase II cis-regulatory region sequence-specific DNA binding; DNA-binding transcription factor activity.